Folsomia candida is the source of this 1736-nucleotide messenger RNA. Its product is annotated as collectin-12. The coding region runs from base 67 to 1035 and encodes 322 amino acids. Gene Ontology annotation, molecular function: DNA binding. NCBI's taxonomy places the organism in Eukaryota, Metazoa, Arthropoda, Collembola, Entomobryomorpha, Isotomidae. Gene Ontology annotation, biological process: transcription by RNA polymerase III. The record is from RefSeq and is a predicted model, not a curated record. The transcript has 8 exons. Gene Ontology annotation, cellular component: RNA polymerase III complex.
UGAAGAAGAAGAGGAGGAGUUAUUUAUUAAGUUAUAAUUUUGACUGUUUUCUAUUCUUAAACUUUCAUGACAAAAAUAAUAAAAAAAGAUCCGUUAUUUCUAUUCUGGGUACUUGAAACGGUACUAAUUGCAGGUGUUGUACCUGUAUGUUGUACGUUACUUGAUGUCUGUGUGUGUAGAGCAAAAAUCAUGUAUUUUGCCCAAUUAUUUAUUUUGUUGUAUCUAAUUUUUCAAAUUACUUGUUCAUCCGAACCAAACGUUCUUGAAAUCAUUCACGUAACAAGUUCCGGGAUUAAAGUGGGAUGUAUCACGUUAAAUGGAGCCGUAAAAGACUUGUUUAUUGAGGUGCAUAACGAACGGAUUAUCUUAGACCGUGCAAAUUUGGGAAUGAGAAUCCAAGCAUUCCUUCCCCAGGAAUGUCUUCAAACAAAUAAUAACAAUGAGCCAAAUAAUACAAAGAGACAAUUUCCAUCAUUGUCCACGUUCGGUCUUCGACGGUGUCCAAUAGGUCCUUCCGGAGAAGUCGGCGAAAGAGGCGAACAGGGAAUUAGAGGAUCUCCUGGAAAACCGGGGAUUGAUGGACCAAACGGCCUGAACGGACGCGAUGGUCGUGACGGAGAACAAGGUCCACGAGGACCUACCGGUGCAAAGGGCUGCCCUGGCGCAAAGGGUUUGAAAGGCGUGCAAGGGCCAAGUGGGUUGCCGGGAAUGCCUGGUAGACCAGGACGCGAUGGGCGUGAUGAAAUACCACGAAUUUAUGACAUGAAUACUGCACAAAGGCCAGUCUCUGAUUUCAGUACGUCAGAAGAGUCGACCGGAACCAAGCCAAACUCAAUCCCGUUUUUGGGACAAUGUGACCGCUUUGAUCUUCAGCCUGUCAAGAAAACUCCGACCACUCUCAUCACCAGCUCUGUCAACAUCUUUAUCUGCAACUCGGCCAAUGUAGAUGUCAAUGUAGCAAUGAAUAGUAGCAGUAGUAGCAAUAUUCAAGAUGAUAAUAAUUACAAACUUGUUCCACACAAGCAAAAGUAUUAAAAUCACGUACAUUAUAUUAUAUUGCAUACUUAAGAUUACUGGUGUGGGCUCGAUACUCGGGUAUAUUCCGAUCCCCUCUGUAUUUCUAAGAUACAUAUGCAUGCCGAGUGGGGGAGUAUGUUUAUCACUCGUAAUAAAAUUUGACCCAAAAUUGAUCUAUUUUUAGUUAUUGCCAUUCAUUUUCGCGAUUCUACAGAAAGCAACAUCCGCUCUGAGAAAGAGUCUGUUUGCAAUAUUAGUGCCUCGAAGCAGAACGGAUUUCUGUUCAUUAGUUCUUUACUUGUGACAUUACUGAGCUGUUCAGUUAAUUGGAACAUUUUCUGAAAAAUCAUUUCAUAUUUUUCUUAUCAUGGGCACAUUGGAAGAACAAACGAGGGCGUAUGAGGCUGCGUUGGUGUUCUUUGAGAACUUGAGGGCCGAAAAAGACGGUCCCUACAAAUUGGGGGCGGGUGACCUUCGCAAUAUUCAAGCCCUCAUCAAUCACGCCACCCACGGUGCAUUUCGACAAGCUCCUCCAGAUUCUACAAAAUCACUUGGACAGAGAGAAAAGCAGGCGUGGGAAGCUUUAGGAAAUAUUCCCAAAACCGAAGCAAUGCGAAGACUCGUUGAUAAAAUAGAUCACCUUAAACGUGACGUAGAUCUUGCAAUUAAUGCAGCGAAACAUGCAAAUCAGUAAAAAUAAAGCAGGAAUUAUAUACUUA